AAAAGAUCUGCAGGAAUCGGAAAUGCAUCAGUUUUUGUUUGGGAGUCAUAAACUGACGAAACAUGAAGUUACUGGUUUCAGUGGCGCUGAGCGCGCUUCUUGUUUUGGCCAGCGCAGACGAAAAGGAAACCAAAGCAGCAGAGACCAAAACCGCAGAGGCCGUUGACUCUAACAAACAACCAGAAAAACGUGGCCUUGAGCUCGGUUAUGGCGGUGGUGGUCAUGACUUCGGUGGGCAUGAUUUUGGCGGUCAAUCUUAUGGAGGUCAAUCUUAUGGCGGUCAAUCGUACGGCGGUCAAUCCUACGGCGGCCAAUCUUACAGCAGCCACAGCUUCGGUGGCCAGGAUAACGGCGGCCAAGACUAUGGGGGUGAUCAUGAACAUCAUCAAAAAGUGAUAACUAUUUACAAGAAUGUACCUGCUCCUUAUCCAGUAGAAAAGCAAGUCCACGUUCCAGUAGAGAAGAAGGUACCUUACCCCGUGAAAGUUCAUGUCCCACAGCCCUACCCAGUCGAGAAGGAAAUUCAUGUUCCAUACAAGGUCCCAGUUCAUGUUUCAGUCCCAGUUCACAAACCUUAUCCAGUUGAGAAACAAGUACAUGUACCAGUCAAAGUUCACUAUGAUAAACCAUACCCUGUCAAAGUACUCGUGCCCCAACCUUACCCUGUCGAAAAAACCGUCCACGUACCAUACAAGGUCCACGUACCAGCACCAUAUCCAGUAGAGAAGAAAGUUUACUAUCCGUUCAAAGUGCCAGUCCAUGUUCCAAAACCAUACCCAGUUGAGAAAAUCGUUCCAUACCCAGUCAAAGUACAUGUUGACAAACCAUACCCAGUUCACAUUCCAAAACCUGUACCCUACCAUGUAGAAAAGAAGAUUCCAUACCCAGUCGAAAAACCAGUACCAUACCCAGUUAAAGUAGCUGUAGACAGACCAGUUCCUUACACUGUAGAGAAACCCCAUCCUUAUCCAGUCAAGGUUCCAGUUCCAGCACCAUAUCCAGUAGAAAAGAACGUUCACGUACCAGUUGAAAAACCAGUACCUUAUCCAGUAAAAAUCCCGAUUUUCAACCCUGUUCCCGUUACCGUUUACAAGAAGGUGCCUGUAGAGGUUGAAAAACCAGUCCCAGUACCUGUUAAGGUGAUUGUUCCAGUCAAAGAGGAACAAGGCCAAUAUGGCGGACAGUCCGAUUACAGCAGUGGACAAGAAGAUUAUGGCGGUCAUGGCAAUGGAGGUGGUUAUAGUGGUGGAGAGGGUGGUUAUAGCGGAGGAGAAGGUGGUUAUAGCGGUGGAGAAGGUGGUUAUAGCGGUGGAGAAGAACACCAUCAAGAAUAUCAUCAUUGAAGACUUCACUAAUUUAUUAUUUCACCGUACCUUACCCCUUGUCAGUAUUAUAUUUUGUCUGUUUUCUCAUUGUGAUCUUUGUUAUACGUACUAUGUAAAUAAAAAACUAUUUUUAUAGCGAA
Messenger RNA from Coccinella septempunctata (seven-spotted ladybird), 1465 nucleotides. RefSeq names its product proline-rich protein 4-like. NCBI's taxonomy places the organism in Eukaryota, Metazoa, Arthropoda, Insecta, Coleoptera, Coccinellidae. The record is from RefSeq and is a predicted model, not a curated record. The transcript is spliced from 3 exons. Bases 63 to 1343 code for a protein of 426 amino acids.